Heterotrigona itama is the source of this 1753-nucleotide messenger RNA. Lineage: Eukaryota; Metazoa; Arthropoda; Insecta; Hymenoptera; Apidae. The record is from the annotation of a GenBank genome assembly.
AUGUCAGAUUUAAUGUUAGUAAUUUGCCUGAAAGUCAUGUUUUUGCUGAUAAGAAUUAGAAUUUCACCACCUUUUAAACGAGUUCUAUCCUUCCUGAACUCUAUGAAUUGUGAGAAGCUAAAGUUGUUCUUGUGAGUCAGCCACGAUUCAACAAAGAUGAGGCUGUCAUAAUUAACUAAGAUGAACUGAAUUUCCAGACACUUAGAGUGAAGACUUUUUCAGUUUCAGAAGAAAACUCAUAACGAUGUAAUAGUUGUAGCUAUGAAUAACUUUAAUCUAAUUAGAGUCUCCUUCUAGAAAUCCUCACUGACAUCUUCUGGAUAAGAACUGUUGAGGCAUUUGACAAUUCUUGUGAUGAGGAUUUUUAUCUUAAGUUCUGUAAAGAAAAAGAAAGCAUCUUUAUGGUAUGCCCCAUGUGUGAUUUAACGCUGCUUUCAGGAUUUUGUCGUGCGUGUCUAAUAGGAACUAUAGACAACUUUGAAAAUUCAGUGGGUGAUUAUAAGUAGGAUCCAAGAUGUAAUCCUUGACAGACAACAAUAGCAAGGAGAUUUCUUCUAAAAAAGUCUCUGCUCUGUUAGCUAUUUUGCGUUUCUUGAUUUCUUUGGUAGAAACAACUGCUUUAUAUCAUCUUUGACAAUAUUCAAAUCACUAAAAGAGUUGUAAAAGCUGAAAUCAGUAAGCUGUCUCUCUUAAUGUAUUUUGGUGGUGACAGGAGGAUGGUUUCUGAUGUUUUCAGCUUGCAGUUUAUGUAUCUGGAAUAACUGUGAAAAAUCUGGAAUAAAAGUAAUAUAGGAAAAGAUUUUGUCCAGCUUAAACAACUGGAUUAGUAACUACUUCGUUGUGACAUGAGAAUUAAAAAGCAGUGGCUGAGGAUCAAAGUUUUUGUAGAAUUUAGCCACAUGACUUUCUUCCCUACACAAGAAGCAAGUUACUUUUUCUGCUGAUAGAUAUUACUUUUCUGCUGAUCCAUUACGAUGUAUUAUCAUAAUUUAUUUAGACGAAUUUCAAUAUGUUACGUACGUCUUUAGAUUGGGUACACAUCUGACAACAAAAACUCAAGGUAUGUAUGUAUGCUAAAUCAUUUAAACCUGCUCUAAUGAAGGUGAUCUGAAAGAUGAAAGAUGAAUCUAUUAUUUCAUCUAGCAAGCUUUUCAAACAUGAUCGACUGCAAAAUAAAACACACAGAAAACAUUACGUAUUUGAAUUUAGAAAUGAUUGGUUGAAUUUCCAAAGAAUGAGAUUUAAUGAUUACUUCCAUAUGAUUGUCAGCCGUGUACUUAUUAUCCUGGUAUAAGCAAACUUGAAAAAUUCUGGAUACAAAUCUGAUAUUCGACGAGCCGAUAAAUUAUCAAUUUCAACAUUAAAUUCUUGAAUUAAAGACCUUCGAUAGAGUCUAAUAUAACUGCUUGUUCUGAUCUAUGGAAUUGUAAUUGUUAAGCAGCUUGAGCGUAAGAAAGCUUCGAAAGACACAUUUUGAACGGGAAAAUCCAUGAUUUAAGGUUAAGUACGUUAAGGUUAAGUGCCUCUGUAGAAAUAUUUAAAGAAUAGCAGAUCAGCGAUUAACUAAGAACAGAUUUUGCCCAGUAAACCAAAAAAAGAAAGAAUAAUAAAGAAUAAAAAAUACAAAAACAGAAUAUUCGUAUAAGUAGUGGCUAGCACCUACCGCCUGAGUUAUCAUAUUUAGCAAUGAUGAAUUAUGAAAAUUUUUAUUAAUACAUAUUAUACAGUGAAACAUAAAUGGAACAUACAAUAA